Trichoderma gamsii is the source of this 2478-nucleotide messenger RNA. RefSeq lists its product as hypothetical. NCBI's taxonomy places the organism in Eukaryota, Fungi, Ascomycota, Sordariomycetes, Hypocreales, Hypocreaceae. The record is from RefSeq and is a predicted model, not a curated record. The transcript has a single exon. Bases 1 to 2478 code for a protein of 825 amino acids.
AUGAAUCCCAGCAACACCAACACCAACACCAGUAGCCAUCUCAACGUCCAGGGAGACGAGGUUCCGCCUCCCCCAUAUUCAGAGACAGACGUCUACAGCAAUUCAAAUGGCUCUCGCUCUCCUCGCCCAGCAGCCGCCGCAGCAACUCCAUCUCACGGCUUCGUACCAGUAGACGAUGCUGCUUCUUCCACUGCCGACGAUGUCAUCUACACGCCGCCUCUCAGCCCUCAAAACACUUCAGAUGCUGGGCAAUCCGCGGCCUCUCUAUACUUUGAGCGGAGGCCGGUGCCACAGCAGGACGCAACACCCCGCGAACCUCUUGUUCAUGCCAUCGAGGUAAAUGAUGCUUCGCGGCCUGACGAUUUCCCCUACCAGAAUGACUGGGCAGCCCGGGACAUCUCUGCCCUGGACUGGUCUACUUUUGUCAACUUCCUGCUUCCCGAUCACAGCACGAUACAGAAUGAGGCUAUUCUCCAUAGAAAGCUGCGAGAUGAGAUGCAGUCAAACUCGGGCAGCACUAACGAUACCACAUCGCAGGUCGAAGCCCAGCUCGGCCGGAAUGCUGAUGCAGGGACGACAACUAGUCCUGAUGCUGUCCAGCGAAGAAGAAAUGUCGAGGCUACUGUCCAGCAGUGGAAUGAUGGCUUCUUCAAUCCUCGUGGCAUCCAAGUCAACCUUGAACCCCUGAGAGCUCCGUCCACGCAGAUGCCCGGGGCCUGGGAAACCGACGUUGAGAGAUCUGAGUCUGCUCAACCUACCCAGUCCUCGCAUACAGCAGGCCGCUCAGAGCCCUCCAGCUGGAGCCCAUGGGGCCUCGUCAUGGAUGAAAAUGGCAUUCGACUUGGCAAUUCCUUUGUGGCAGACCAAAAUGGCCUGCGUAUUGGAAAUCUCAUUAUGGAUGACAAAGGCAUUCGAUAUGGAAAUGGCGAAGGGUCAAGCCAGCAGCAGUCACGGCAGCCGUACGGCGCGCCAACUACGGAUGCCGGUCAAGACGCUCGCGGUCGUUCCGCUAAAGCUAAUCAAGGAAGCCGUCCCGAUGACAAAAAGGAUCACAAACGCUCAUCUUCCUGCUCGUCUAUCUCGUCCCUGUCCUCUAUGAGCUCUGUAUCCUCUAUUGGCUCUCUGCCCAGCUAUGACGACGUCCCCCAGAGGUCAAUGCAGGUUUACAUAGCCCAACUCCAGGACUGGACGAAUCAUCCUGAGCAAUAUCGUAGUAAGCAAGACGUCAAACAGCUAAAGGCCGACCUCAAGAGCGUCCCCAAAACCGAUGGAUCCAUCUCCGAGGAGGACAAGAAAGCUCUAAAAGCACAAAUCAAAGCUUUGGCGGGUGUGUGGAGGCAAAUCAAGAAAACCCAAAGAAAGGAACGCAGGGCUCUCAAAAAGGAGCGCCGUGCCCAGAGGAGAGCAGAGUGGAAGGAGAAGAGACAGCAUAAAAAGGAGAUGAGGAAAGCAGAGAGAGAAGCUCGAAAGGAAGCUCGAAGAGAAGUGCCUGCUCCUCCACCUCCCCCACCGCCUGCUAUUCCACCACUGCCACCUCAUCCUCCGGGACACAUCGUACCUCCCGUGCCUCCUGUGCCACCGAUGCCUGGAAACCCGCCCCCGUUUACCGGCAGUUUUCCCUGGGGCCCUGACAGGGGAGGUCGAGGUGGGCGAGGAGGUAGAGGAGGCAGAGGCGGGAGAGGCGGAAGAGGCGGCCGAGGGGGUCGUGGUGGUUCCCAGUCUGAUCACCAGGGUCCCUUUGGCCAAGAUUGGUCUGGCGAGAAUGGUAUCUUUGGACCACGCGGUCCUUUUGGCUCUGGCGGUCCAUUUGGCCCUGGUGGUCCGUUUGGCGAGAAAGGUAUCUUUGGAAACGGCGGCAGCGAUGCCUCUGGCUCCAACAGCUUCUUUAGAAACACGGCAGAACAGCGACAACAAGCGCACAAUCAGCGCGAUCAGCUACAGCAGCGGUUACAGCAACAGCGCGAAAUAAGAGAGCAGCAACUGGAGCGAAUGCGUCAGCAGCAUGAACAAGCACGGCAGCAACACCAACAGCAGCGUGAACGGGCAAUGCAGCAACAUGAACACAAUAUGCAGCAGCAUCAACACAAUAUGCACCAACAUGGCCAGAAGAUGCAGCAACUACGUGAGCAGCAGAUGCAGCAACACACACAGAAUAUGCAGCAACAUGAGCAGAGGAUGGAACAAAUGCGACAGCAGGCCAUGCCGGGCUACUGGCCCGACGAGAAACACGAAUAUUCAAUUCCCGUAACCUCAGCAGAUGACGAGCAGAUCGCUCCCUCUGUCGCUGCGGCAGCAAAGUACCGCUCCAUCAUGGGCAUCGAGACUUCGAUUGAGCAACAGCUUGCUGCGGCGGAGAAGGCUGCGCCAGGUCCUGAAAAGGAGGCGCUAGAAUGGGCCAUUGCGGAGAUGCUGAAUCAGUUGGAGGUUAUGAGGAUGGAGGCUGAUGAGGAGUAUGCAAAGGAGCUGAGCGGGCAAUGA